AGCUGUUGUAUUAAAAAGAUACUACAGCUUCUUUUGCUUGACAGUAUUAUUUUAUGUAAUUUUUGGAAGAUAACAAGUUUGGGUAUAUCUAAAUAAAUAUAUUUAAACACUGUCCAUAACAAUGGACGUACCUGCUAUAAAAAUAGAUCGACCUCUUUAUGAACAAAAACAACUACGAGACGAUCUCAGCUAUGAGAAGAAUAAAAGUAGACUUUUAGCAUCAUGUUGUCCAGAAAACUUAACUUUAAAAAAAUUUAUAAAACAUACAGUGCCGGCCAUUGGAUGGUUACCAAAAUACUCAUUAAAACAUGACUUCCUCGCUGACGUAGCUGCAGGUUUUACUAUAGCCAUUAUGAAUAUUCCCCAAGGUAUGGCUUAUGGUCUCCUUGGCAACUUACCUCCUGUAACGGGAAUUUAUAUGGCGGUAUUUCCUGCAUUAGUAUAUGUUAUUUUUGGAACUUCACGACAUAAUUCAAUGGGAACAUUUUCCAUUGGAUGUUUAAUGACGGGUAAAGCUGUAUUGGAAUAUGCUGAUCCACUUUAUUUUAAAGCCGCAAAAGAUGUAGUAAAUGGUACCAUGGCCAGUGACGUUACUGUAACUCCUACGGGAUAUACUCCCAUACAAGUAGCCUGUGCUGUAACUCUUGUAUCAGCAAUUGUUCAGCUUAUAAUGUGUUUUCUACGACUAGGAGCUGUUACGGCUCUUCUUUCCGAUAUGUUGGUAAAUGCCUUUACAUGCGGAGCAGCAUUUCAGAUAGUAGUUACGCAGUUAAAAGAUUUAUUUGGCAUUAAUAUACCAAAAGUAAAAGGAAAUUUUUUAACUACUAAGACUCUGCAAUUAUUGUUUGCAAGGAUAGGAGAAGCUAGUGUCCCAGAAAUGAUUAUUUCUGCCGUGUCUAUCGCAGUAUUAGUACUUAAUAAUAUAUUCUUAAAGCCAAUUGUAGCAAAAAGAUCAAAAAUCCCGAUACCUAUCGAGUUGAUAGUGGUUGUGAUAGGAGCCUUGGUUUCAAGUUUACUUAAUCUUCAACAAAAAUACGAUAUUGCUGUUGUAGGAACAAUACCUAGCGGCUUGCCAGAACCAGAAAUUCCUCCAAUAUCCUUAUUGCCAUCAGUUGCUAUUGACGGAUUUAUUAUUGCUAUAGUAAAUUAUGUGACUUCGAUGUCAUUGGCAUUAAUGAUAGCUCAAAAAGGAAAUUAUGAAGUUAACGCAAACCAAGAAUUAUUCGCACAGGGUCUAAGUAAUGGUGUUGGCUCCCUUUUUGCGUGCAUGCCAGUUUGUGCUUCCUUAUCCAGAUCACUGAUUCAACAACUAGUGGGUGGAAAGACUCAAAUAGUGACAGUAGUAUCAUCUUUGUUGCUAAUUAUUACCCUAUUGUGGAUUGGACCAUUUUUUGAACCAUUACCUAGGAGUGUUUUAGGUAGCGUGAUUGUAAUUUCUUUAAGAGGAAUGAUGAUGCAAUGCGUUGAAUUAAUAAAGUUUUGGAAAUUAAGUAAACUAGACGCCGUCGUAUGGGUAGUGACGUUCGUGACAGUAGUAUUUGUCAGUAUGGAAAUUGGUCUAGUAGUUGGCGUCUGCAUGUCUUUGUUUUCUAUUUUUAUUUUUAGUUUUAAGCCAUACACAUGCCUUUUGGGUAGUGUACCAAACACUGACUUGUAUUUGGAUAUGAACAGAUACAAAGGAACGAAGGAACUGGAAGGUAUCAAAAUCUUCCAUUACUCAGGAGGAAUUAACUUCGCCACGAAAAGCAUGUUUAAGGAAGAUUUAUAUAAAUUAAUUAAUCUUAAUGUUCAAAAAGAAUUAAUUCAUCGAGAAAAGUUGAAAAAGGUUCAAGAAAAGAUGGAAUCUUCAGAUAGCCUGGAAUACAAGCAGAAAUUAUUAAAACUUCAGAGCAAAAUUAAUACAGACCUAAAGUGCGUAAUCGUAGAUUUCUCAUCUGUCAGUUACAUCGAUCCUUGUGGUGCAGCAAUGUUGGGAAGUGAAAUUAAUGACUUCAAAAGGCUUGAGAUUUCUUUUUACAUUGCGGCGUGUUCAGAUCGUACUUACAACACUUUGGAGAAAUGUGAUCUUCUGGCGAAGGAAAAAGAUUUCUUAAGAAUAUUCCCCAGUGUUCACGAUGCUGUACAGUGUGCAUCAUACAAUCUGAAGAUUCCAAUAGAGAACAGUAUUGCUAGAAUAUCGUAAUUUAUUGUUAAUUAUUGUUAGGGCUAUUUUUUACCAGUGUAGAAAACUACACGGAAAUUUUAAUUUUCACGCUUAUUUUUUCGAAUAUAACAAGUGUAAAUAUUUAAAAUAAUUUUAGAGUUUAAGUAGACGAUGUAUAUACUGUUGAAUUCAGUUUCAAAGGAAGAAGAGACGUGAUACUCGAUAACUAUAAGUAUUAAAAUAUGUGUAAUUGACAAAUAACCUGCAAAGGAUGAGGAUUAUUUAUAAAAAAAUAAUUUUUUAAAAUCAAAAAAAAUAUUUUCUUUUUUUAAUUUAAAGUAUGUACUAACGACAAACAUAUUGAAACUUUAAGACUGACCCCCUUAUUUUUGUUUUUUCUUAGAGAUGUUCUUUAUAUUCCCCCAAUAAUAUUCUGAAUCUAUUUCCUUAAACGAUCUUAACUCUUAUCAAAUAUCGCGUUUAAAAUAAACCAAAUAUGAGUAGACCACAAAUUAAACAAUAUAUAUUUUAUUUUUAAACAUGUGCUAUCCAAUAUUCAUCCAAAUCUUUCAUUCUAAAGUAAAAAUAAUAUAUUUAGUUUAUAAUUAUUGUUUAUUUUUAUGUAACACGUAUAGUUUUACAUUUUCAGAGAUAAUUAUUAUUCAAAAUCUUGAGUCAUAUCCAUUUAAAUUUCGCCUAACUUUCUAGCUAUCUAUAUAAGGAGUGUUACAGCUGUCGUCUCCUUCCUUCUUUAAGCCAACGUCUCCAGUCCUAUUUGAUCUGCCAUUCCCCAUCUCUAAAGUCUCGUUUAUCCAUGGCCUCGUCCACUUCAUCCCUCCAUGAUCUUUGGGGUCUACCUCUUUUCCUUCUUCCUAUUGGGCUCCAAUCCGAAAUCUCUGCUAUCCACCUUAUAUGAUCUGUUCUUGACAUGUAUGGACAUGUGAGAAGAACAAAUUUUUCUCACAUACCAAAUUAAACGUUUUUCUUCGAUAUAGCUGAGUAUGUCUUGUUCUACUGCCAUUCUUCAUUUCUGAUGCGAUCAAUUUUUGUCACUCUGCAGCUUCUUCUCAUGAACUCCAUUUCAGUUGCUGUGAUUUUGGACCUGAUUUGUUUAUUUAUUACCCAAUUCUCUGCUCCAUAGGUCAUUAUACUGCGUAUUAAGGUGUUAUAAAUUCUCUUCUUUGUAUUUCUGAUAAUCUGUCUAUCUCACAGUACCCCGUUCAUUUGUUUAAUACAUGUUCUUGUCUGUGCUAAUCUGCUGGUUAUCUCUUGCUCGGUGGUUCUAUUUUUUGAGAGUAUGAAUCUUAAAUAUUUGGAUUUUUUAGUGCCGUUAAUUUCUCUAUUAUUGUCCAUUUCCUAGUAUCUCACUGGUUCUUGCUCUGUUAUUAAAUAUUCGGUAUUUUUUAGGUUUAUUUCCAGUCCAUUUUUUGUGUAUCCUUUUUCUAAAUUUUGGAGCAUAUAGCACAGAUCUUCUUCAUCUUUAGCCGUUACCACUUGGUCAUCUGCAAAGCUUAUUGUGUACAAGAAGUUGUCCCGGAUUGGUAAUCCUAUCUCUUCACAUUUCUUUUUCGAUGGUUUUAAUAUUUUUUUGAGGAAUAUCUUGAACAGUGUCGGAGAUGUAGAGCAUCUUUGCAAAAAGCCUUUUGUGGUCUUAAAUUGGUUGGAGUAUUUAUUGCCGGUUUUUUUACUUAAUUAGAUGGCUUUGGUAAAGACCAAUUAGCCAGUUAUUGCCGGUUUUAACUCUUACCUUGUUGUUGUUGUAAAGGUUUUUUACGACUUCUAUUAACCUCUGAGUUAUUUCGAUUUCCUUCAUCGUGUUGUUUCCGUCAAGUGCCACUUUCAAUUGAUUAAUUUAAAACACCUGUCAACCAUAUUUUCGAUUUUUUUAACCCUUGACUAUCAUCUUCAUUUAUGCCCCAAAGCCUUCGAAUAUUGCCGCAUUCAGUGUCUAUAUCUCAAACCUUUACUGUUCUUACGAUAAUUGCUUUUCUUUUAGCAUUAAUGAAUGCUUAACUUAAUUGUUAGUAUAAGCAUUGUCAAUAAAUAUGUUUUUAACUCGAGAGUUCUCGUUAUUUAAAUAUUUAUAAUCUUAAUCAUAGGUUUCAUCGUGUUAGAUUUAUUGUUAUUAAAUUUCCCAAAACAAGUAAACAUUUGGUCUGCAUAAAAAUUUAUCCAUUCCAAUGUUUCCAAAUGUUUUAUUAUUUUCUGGUUGUAAAUGUCGUAUUUACGAUCCUCAUAGUAAAACAAUAUUUAGUAUUAUCUGUAUUUUAUCACCUGUAUUGCUGUAACAAUGCAUUACCACAUUGAUCUUCAAAUAUAAUAUAUAUAAAGUACAGUGCGAACAAAUAAAAUAAAUGCAUUAUGUGGUAUUUUCUUAAGCUUAGAAACAAAUUCUGAAACUCAUUGAUUUUAUUUUCAAAUGCACGUUUUUCAGAUUAAUUUAUUUUGAUUCGUUAUGUCAUAUAUCAUAAUCGCAAGGACGUUAUCAAUGUUUUUUAGUUGGAAUAUACGGUUAUGCGAUAGAUAAUGUGCGAUGUUAAACAGUUUUUAUGAUUUUACUGUAAAAAAUUUAUUAUUGAAAUUAAUAAUCUGGUUUUUUAAAUACAAUUUAAUUCCAUGUACAACCCCAGCUAAAAUACAAUGAAAUACACGAAGUCUUUUUGUGAACUUUAUCAAAAACUUUUGGAAACUUUUCUAAUCUCCAUCCCAUUAUGUUUAUUAAUCUAUUAUAAAAAAUAGAUUAAACAAUAUCUUCGAUAUUGUUUAAUCUAUUUUUUAUACUUAGAUAUAUUUUUUUUUUAUUUUAAACUCCAGACAUUAGGAAAGAAGCCUGGUGCCCUGCUAUCAAUCGAUUCCCAUUCUUUCUCCGACACAUUCAUAGGGAAAACCACACCCACACAAACCACCAAAAACUUUAAACUCCCCAAUGAGAAACAAUAUACAUCGUACUCACAAUCUUGCUCUGAUUUACUGUCACAAUUUCGAUUUUUCAAUACAUCUUCAUCAAAGUCUAGUUCAUCUUCUUUGUCGUCAGGCUCUUUCUCCGAUAGAAUUGUUACCAAAGUUUGCGAAUUCCUUCUUGUUCAGCUUCGUAACUCAUUAUUGCCUAAAAAAUUUAUAAUCUCUGGGUUUUUGGUAUUUUUUUUUCUUUUACUUUACGGAAGAAUUUUUUUAUGAACCGUCUCGCUUUAUUUCUUCUUGAAUAAACUUCUUUUUAGCGUUUAAUUUUAAGCUUCAUUUUAACACUUUAAAGCCACGUAAAAUUUCUGUACGCCAUCAGGUACAGAGUCUGGAGCCGAAGUAAAAAAUGUGAAAUUGUUGUACGCUAUCAGGUUAUUCGACUCUGGAGCCAAAGUUAAAAAUAUUUUUUGUUUAUGGUCAACAACAUACAAAGAUAAUCGGAAAUCAUGUUUUGAACAAUUUAUCUAAGAUAUUAAGAUAAUGUAAAGUAAGGUGUUCUUGGUGAACGUAAUUAUUAUUAGUCAUCAACUUUAUCUCAUCUAUUGUCUUUGUAGAAUUUAAUGUAACAAAAGGUGUUCAGAAAAAGGCUUCCGAAAAUUUAUUUAUAACAAAGAUUUUAAAAUAUUUUUAAUCUCAUAGGGGUCACCUGAGCAAUUAAGGGUUUAAAAAAUAAUUUAUUGAAUAUAAUUCGAUUAUUAUUACAAUUUACUUUUGGAAUUUAAUUUCGUUAUAAUAAUUUUGAUAAGAACAAUUUUUUUAAUAAAAUAAUUAAAGAAGGACGUAAAAUGUUUUUCCAAUGACGUUGUUAAUCAAAUUUACUUUUUGUAUAAAUAAAAAAUUGUAAAUUACUACUUACGAUGUUAUGUAAUUUUACAAAUAAGCUUGUAAUAGCGGAAAACCCGAAAUUACUUAAAAUUUAUUGGUACGUUUAGAUCGGGAUAGAUAUUUAAAGGAAUCAUUUAAAAGGUAUAAGUUUCGCAUUGGUUGUAUUAUUAUUAACAAAAAAAAAACAUUAUACUCAUGCAAUUGAGUCAAAAUUUGCUUCUAAACUCUAUGAAAUAUGACAUAAGCAAGUUAUUCAUUUCAUUUGCACUAUACUGGAUGUAUUGGUAUGUCGAAAAUAAUUUCUGUUAUAGUUUUAACGAAAAAUAUAAAAUGAAGGAUUCUAUACUACUUAGUCAUACUAAUACUUGGGAAUCUUCAUUAGAAGCUUGAACAGUUAUAUAUAGAAUCUAUAUACCGUAUACAAUUUUAUAAAAUAUUCCAGAAAUUCCUCAAGUCUUUUAUUUCAAAUAAAUUUUACUUGUAUCUUUAUAAUAUCAAAUAUAGACCAGAAUUUCUCAGAAUAGUUUAAUGUUGUUCUUUUUCAUAUCAUUCCAUCUUGUGUAUUGGUCAUUAAUAUCAUUUUUGGCCAUUAUUGGCUAUAUUGUCGGUUUCUUUAUUUCUCAUUAAGUGUUUGUUCUUUGUAAUAGAUUAUUUUAUUAGUUAUAGUAUCUCUUUUUUUCAGGUUUGUCUCUGUUUACUAAUGUUUUACUGUUUAUUAAUUAUUAUCAUUAUAAAGUGAACAAGAUGUUUGGCAGAUGAUUUACGGAUCUUCUGCUUUUACGUCGAUAUUUUAAUUUAGAUAAUUUCGUAACUAUAAUUUUAAUUAUAUUCAUUAUUUUUUCUGUCUUAUCUUAAAUGGGAAAAAAACUUUUUAAUAUUUUUGUCGUUAUACUACAACUAUAUUUAAUAAUAUUUUGAUUCAAGCAAAUGAAUUGUGCAUUAUAUUUUAAAUUACAUGCGUCAAAAUAAAAUACACAUAACAUAAUAUAUUGUUUCUUAUAUGUAAUAUAUGUACCACAGCAAACGAUACCUUAGGAAGUAAUAAUUCCAGACCUUAACCUUAACAUAGGAAACAACAUACCAUGACAUUUAUUUGAAAAAAAAACCUUAAUAUUUGUAUCCAAUAAUUAUCAUGCAGUUGGUAUAUGUCUUUUGUAGAAGAUCUUCAUUAUCAUUAUCAUCAAUAUUUUAUUUGCCUUUGUACCGGUGACAGAUUUCCACAAUUCUUUUACCAUCUAAUGCGAUCAUCUCAUUUAUAGCAGUAAAUUUAUCAUUAAAUGAACGUUCCAAAUAUUUACUUAGUAUUCUAAUAAGUUUCAAAUCCUUUUUUUCAGAUUUCCAGUUUUUAUUUUAAAUAAAAAAAAAAUUUAUUUAAAUCAUCAGCAGAUAUUCAGCAUAAAAUCCUUAAGCAUGAAAUUUUGUAACAAUGCUAUAUACUAUAAAUAUACAAUAAUAAGCAAAAUAAAAACGAACUAAGAACUGAGCCCUGAUGAAAUUCUACUUAUACAUGAAAUUUAUUAUUCUCUGGUACACGUAACAUUAGCUGUUACUCCCUCCUACUGUAUUGUAUACCCUCAUGUAUAUCUCCCAUUUAUCAAAUACUCACCGGAGAGUAGUUAUUUCUAGGAUGCCUAUUACAAAAUAUUUGGAGAAACUCUAUCAAAUGCUUUCUCAAGAUCAAUGAAUACCCUAUACAUCAACACCCUAUGUGCAUGAAUCAAAACUCGUCCUUUUCGAAUAUUUCAGUUUUCUCACAUAUUUGUCUGUCAAUUAACCUACCCUAUUUCAUGGUGAAACCAAGUAAUUUUAUGAUCUUGUAGUUUGUGCAUUGUGGAAUAUCUCCUUUGAUUUCGUAAAUGGGUACUACUAUACCAUUUCUUCAUUAGAUUGAAAUUGAUUCGACGUCCAUAAUUCUAUUAAAGAAACGUAUUAGCCUACUUCUUUUUAUUUCCUACACUACUCUCUAGACUUUCAAAAAGAUAUUAUAUGGUCCAAUUGCUGUAUCUUUUUUUUUUAUUUUUAAAGUGCUAUUUAUUUAAAGCCAUUUUCUAAUUCGUUAUUUUGAUGACCAUUUUCUUAAAAACUUCGUUUAGUAAAUAGUCAAAGUAUUUUUCCAUAGAUUUUCUGCAUUUAUUGUUCUAAUUUUGGCCAUUGUAUACAUUUUCGUUGUAUCCUUCUUUGUAGUAACUUAUUCGUAUAGAAUAACAACACAAUACAUAACAAUAAGUUAUUUUAUAUAUCGGUGAUAUUUCUCGAGGUACUUUAAAAUGCCCUCUCGUCGCCGAGUCGGCGCCGAACGUUGUUAAACAAGACCCUCCUCUGUCAUCCAGUGUUUUGAAAGCGGAAUCACUAUUGUAAUACUGAGCAUCCACUUCUGAAGCCCUACCUUCAUUAUCCUGCGACUGGUAGCAAGGAUGCUCCGUAUAUCUUUUACGUUUCCUUUUUUGUUGGUCGUAAAAACUUUUUUGUGAGGAACCCCAUUCCAGGUAGCGCGUGGAAGACCCUCAUCGCUCCUAGUGCGGCGUCAUUCCCAGCCACGAAUUUCCUUCUUCCCUACAGACUGACUUACACAGUCUAACUCACUUUACGUCCCCCAUGACGUAUUCCCUUAACUUACAAAAUCUUUGCCUCUUAUCUAUGCUAUUGGUCCAGCUGUCUUUCUUCCUCUUCUAUCUUCUUGAUCACUGCAUGGAUAUAGAUCCAACUUACUUUAUUUUCAAUCAUUUUCUUAGUCAUUUCUCUCCCUGUAACAAAAUUCACGUCUCAUUUUCCAUUCUGUUCCUUUCUACUAUCCAUCUGUUCCAUUCAACUCAUAAUAUCGAGUGUGUGUCACAGUGUGCGCGUUUUCAUCCCACACGGCUGCAGCAGACACCGUCCUGUAGCUGCAUGUCACUCGCAACAGUCCUUUAUCCACUAUUGUCAUGAGUUUUCUGUAAGCCGUUAUUUCUACCGUUCCACUCCAGACUGGUGCUGCGUAGAGGACAAUUGACUUCACAAAACCGUGUAAGGGCCUCCUUCUUUCCAAUUUGGGUCCCCCAAUGUUGGACAUCACCCUCCUUAACAGCCGCAGCCUUUUGUGUCACCUCCUCCACGUGCUCCCCACACAGCACACAGGUGCUGUACGUGUUUAUUGAGUGUUAGACACACCCCUGUAUAGUGAGUGUACUUCCACACUUUGCCUGUUCCUUUUCCCCUUUAAAAUAAUCGCUUCGGUUUUCUCUAUAGAGUUUGUCUGGAUUCAUUUCUUCAGGACGCCUGCGUUCCGAACCCAGUAUUUGAUAUCUGGUUCAUCCCGCAUCACUACCAGCACAGCAAGGUUAUCGGCAUAUAUCCAUACAAAUCCAACAGAAGUGAAAAAGAGUCUGAAUUGUAGGUGAUAGCAUAGUCAUUAUAUAAUAUAGAACUUGUGCCUUAUACUCUGAUUUUUCCUGAAUCAUUUUAUUUUUAAUAUAUUCCAUUAGAUUCCUGUAUUUUAUUUUGGCGCCAGCGGAUUAAAUAAAUAAAAUGUGUUUUAAAUAUUAUUGUAAUGAAUAUGUUUACGUGACAUUGUUUUUAUAACUACUUAAUAGAUAACUUAAUACGAUAAAGAAAACAAUUGAGAAGUGUAGCCAAUUGUGUAAAUAAACAUGUAAACAAAUUCUGUCAAUUAAUUGUCCUUUAAUGUUGUAAUGUUCGUUGAUGACUACUUUGUUCAGAAAUUGCACUACAAUUAGAAAUUUUUUCUUAAAUUAUAGUAGACAUAUACUAAGAAGUGUUCAGUCUUAAUCGAAUGUUAUCAAUUUUUAAGUAAAUGUUACUUUUUACUUGUG
This is a messenger RNA of Diabrotica balteata, 9738 nucleotides long. The record is from the annotation of a GenBank genome assembly. Lineage: Eukaryota; Metazoa; Arthropoda; Insecta; Coleoptera; Chrysomelidae.